Messenger RNA from Hypoxylon fragiforme, 2242 nucleotides. RefSeq lists its product as uncharacterized. The transcript has 3 exons. The record is from RefSeq and is a predicted model, not a curated record. Gene Ontology annotation, biological process: regulation of DNA-templated transcription. Gene Ontology annotation, molecular function: DNA-binding transcription factor activity, RNA polymerase II-specific; zinc ion binding. Bases 540 to 2120 code for a protein of 526 amino acids. NCBI's taxonomy places the organism in Eukaryota, Fungi, Ascomycota, Sordariomycetes, Xylariales, Hypoxylaceae.
AACCACACGCGUAUAUCUAUUCACCCAUCCCUCCAUACCUACUUACUUAUCUACUACCCUUUCUCCCAUUCGUCACCUACAUAAUUUGCCACUUCAUUCAUCCUCGACCGUAUAUUUUAUCUGAAGCUGUCUGCUGCAUACGACUCCAAAAGGUUUAUUUUAUGACGGCCAUUGAGCUUUAAAGGACUUCCAAAUCUCGACAGACCAGACUUAGAAGCUUGCGUGCUGCAUUUGGGACUUUCGCAAAUCAGAGCCAUAAUUCUUAAUAAAACCUCUUCCCGUUGUUUGCUGUCUUCAUGAUACCUCCACACGCCACCUCCGCAAGUUCUUGAACAGAAAUAGCAACAUCAAGCGAUUCCCCACUCCUUCAGUGGUAUACCCUAGUACUCACACAUGUCUACCUUGGUUGGCUGUUGACGGAAUUAAUUGGGCGGGUCGUUCAGUCAUUUUUAGAGCUGCUGAGCAUAUCGUAUAUCAAGACUCACCAGUAUUGAAAAGACGCACUGUAAAUUCCCCAGGGGUGGGAAGCGCUAGCCAGCAUGGCGCACAGUCAAGACCCUGAUCAACAUAAACGGAAACGAGAUAUAUCUGAUGAUAAUGGCAGUCAAGCACCCCAUGCUGACCGUAUACCACAACCUCCUCCGCCUCAGUCAGCCCUUAUAAACUAUCUAUCCAAAGCCCAUCCAGUAAAGCUCAGGCUUAUCCAGGGCGAAAGCGAUACCUUCUCCGAUGUUCUGGCCCUGGUCAACGAGUACGAGGGGGUAUUGAGUCGACAUGAAAGUCUCGCGGCCAAUUUGGGCGCAAAGUUGGCAGGUAGUCGUCUGCUGAAGGCGAUGGAGGGAGCUUUUGAGGGAUCGAUAACGACCACUCCGUCGCAGACAGUCUUUGCUUCCGACCCUGUCACGUGGCUCGACAUCGUAGAAUUUUCCAAGGCAAACCCGGGAGAAUUCGUCCUCACGCCUACUCAUAAUGGCACGCGUUGCUGUCAAUUUCCCUUGAAGGGUGUCCAAGUUGAAAUAGGAGAGGAUGACUGGAGACUUAUUGUCUCUGGCGCCCUUGAUAGAUUUAAGCUUGUGCCACCACAGCCCCUAGAGGAGGAUGAGACGGCGGAGUUAGCGACUCUCGAGAUCGUCGAGCAACGUCUACAAGUAUUAAUCAAGAAAGCAGAUGAAGUGGCACGGAGGGCUCGCCAACUGAACUAUCACCUGAGCGGACGAAAAGCAUCGAUACAGGCGCGUCGUGCGGCGUCGCAAUCGACUUCAGGACCUAGCUUCCAAGCCGUAAAUCAGUCCAUAGGUUCUGGGAGCAAUCCAGGCUACGACCUACAUGCUGAUCUCCUCCAACAAUUCCUUGCCCCCUCACAACCGUCUAGCCAUCGAAUUUCUUCCGUUGGCUCAGUACCACCAACACCGAAUGCGAUAGGCACAGCAACAUCGACACCGCGGGCUUCGAUGCAGCAGCAAAGUUUGCUGGGUAGCGGCCGGCCAUCGCCCGGCUAUUCGACUGAGCCUGGAGUAAGGGAUAUCGAAGAAGAGCAUCGCGCCCUAGUCACAGCUAAAAUUGAAAAAUUGGCACGUGGAGAUGCCAUACAGCCACCAUGUGAUAGGUGCCGAAGGCUCAAGACGCAAUGUAUUAAGCACCUAACUGCCUGCCAAGGAUGUACAAAAAAGCACGCAAGGUGUGUCUGGAAGGGUUUGACGGAGGAAGAGGUCACAUGGCUGAAAAGAGAGGCUAGCGGUGAUGGAGGAGAGGAUGUAGACGAACCAAGGGAUCUCGACAGAAGCGGAUUCGGAUCCCAAUUUCACCCUGACUUUGGAGACCGCCGUAGGGAGCUGGAACGAGGCGAUGAAGUUAAUAUAAGCAGGUCAGGAUCAAGAAUAGCUAUUGGUAGGUCUGCGGAUGAUGUAUGGAGAAAGGGGCCAGAGUCGACCAGCAGUAGACACGAGAGUAUGGAGCUAGAUGGACGAGAUAUACGCCAGGGACAAGAAUAUGCCCGGAAAGAGUUGCCCAGUGGUGUAUUUAGGGAACAUAAUUCGAUGCUCAGCCAUAUGGCAUCGGUUGCAUCGGCGGCGGCAGAUGCUGCAGCGAUCUCUCGCGGAAGUCAACACCAUUCCGAAUAGAUGAAUUUUAAAAGGAGGGUACAUUUUUAUUAGAUGUAUAUACAGUUGUGUACCAGGUAGGUGUCUAUAUAAGAAGGUUGAAGUUGAAAAACUUGGAAGUUUUGAAGUAAACUACAACUCAU